Porites evermanni is the source of this 1892-nucleotide messenger RNA. Lineage: Eukaryota; Metazoa; Cnidaria; Anthozoa; Scleractinia; Poritidae. The record is from the annotation of a GenBank genome assembly.
AUGGAAAUAGUUCAGGUAAUCUUUUUCACGACUUACUGCAGACCACUUCACUUCAUGCCCAUGUAUAAUAGACAAUGCUGUUACGACUGUUAAACACUUUAAACCCCAAUAGUCGAAUACAAAUUCUCCAUACUAAUCUCCAUACAUUUCCCUAAAGAAUCGGUUAAGAAAAUUUGUUUGUAGAUCAAAGCUUUUUCCAUCAGGUGAUCAUUUUAUUUAUUCUCACAAAAUUUUCUGUUAAUUCUGUAUUGAUUUCGUUAGGAGAAAAUUGACUUUGGUCUCUCUUGGGGCCUAAAGAUUUUUUAUUAGUGGUUUUAUAGAGUCUAAUUUGAGCAGUUCUUGUGCAACUCCUUCUUGUUAAUAAUUAUCUUGACAGCUCUUUCAUAUUAUUUCCUAAAAUAUAGAUCAAUUUAUCACACAUUGUACUCACUAUUCUCUAUCUUCCCAAUGGCUUGGAGCCUACAGUCAAUUGUCGCUCGCGGCCUAUAAAUAGCUCGCUCUGCUUGCUAAGAAACUCGUGAGGCCGACUUGCAGCAAGUCUAAGGACCGUAGGAUGUUCCAAAUACUCAUCUAAUGAUAAUAUUAGUUAGUAUUAAUACUAGGUACAGGUAUACUGGAAAAUGAAAUGUUGUCGUUGUUGUUGAGAAACCAACCCUCCUCAGUUUUUUUUUUUUCAUUUUGGAAAUAACUACUGUAGUCAGUCCAAAAUUGUGGUGCACUUAUUUAGCUAUUCACCUUUGGAAUUUUGCUGAAAAACGCGUUUUGAAGCUAGUCGAGCCGUUUUCUGGCCACUGUCUGGCUGUAAAGAGAUAAAACAUACCACAAAGCCCUUAACAUUACCUGCACUUCUUAUAAGUUUGGGCAGAAAGCAAAGUUUCGAUGGGUUUAACAGUGACACAGCAGCCUUGACUAUUUCUUUUCGCUUUCUCUCCUCUCCUUUUCUUUCGCUUUUCUUGCCUCGUUUUCUCUUUUGCAGGGCAUUUACAACUGUAGCAGAGUUCAGUUUGGCGGCAAAAGUUUCUGGGGGAAGCUUCUAGGAUGAAAGAAAAGGUGGGUGGGUAGUGGAAGAAGAAUUUCAUGGGAUUUUUGCGCGUCAACUUUACUGUUUUUUUGCCUUUUCCACGGCCUCCUUCACUGAAUCGUGCUUAUCUGGUGUGGUUUCAAAGAUCUCUUCACCCUGCACAAGCUAGCGGACAAAGUUGUCCUUGACCGUUAAUAAUUAAGAUUCAAAUAAAAGUGGCAUUUACGUUUAAGCUUGUUCCUUGUUCUUUGUUGAAAUUUCCAUGCUAGGAGCCAGUCUCUUUGUAUGGAGACACAAAAUUCUUCUCCCUGGCCAAGCUGGAUCGCACACUUAGCCUUUCUUCAAUUAAAAAGUUCGUGGAGGAAGAAGAAGCAAAGUAAGCUAAUAACUAGCUCUUACGAAUGGUUCAACUCUUAUAACAGUUACCUUUAAAGCAAUAAUUUUACCAUACUCAUCUUUCUAGCAAUUACUCAAAUAAAGCAAUUAUCAACAGACUUUAAGCGAAUGGUUUUCAUAGUUUUGGUGCUGUAAAUUGACUAGUAGUCUGAAAUGUUAUACGUCUCCACCCCUAACCCGUGGGGGACGCGGGGGAAAGAGAAGUUUGAAUUCCGAGCGUUAUAAUGCCGUCCGGUGACGUCACCUACUUUUGCGAACAUGGUAGGUAUUUUCUGAUUGGCUAUUACCUUUCCGAAAUAGAAAAGCUUUUAUUAUUGACUGAACGCGCUAAGGAAAACAUCCGGUUUGACCGGCUAAACGAGAUUUAUAAUUGCUGUGUGAACCGUAACGUGAAGUAUAAAACUAUUCUUUCAGGUUGCCAGGUAAACUGGUUAUAGAAUGGCCUGAGGAUGACAAGCUGGAUCCUAAACCCUAA